Molecule: messenger RNA, 1358 nt
Organism: Cheilinus undulatus (humphead wrasse)
Lineage: Eukaryota; Metazoa; Chordata; Actinopteri; Labriformes; Labridae
Product: LIM/homeobox protein Lhx8
Exons: 8
Coding region: 134-1021 (295 amino acids)
Biological process (GO): regulation of transcription by RNA polymerase II; neuron differentiation; forebrain neuron development
Cellular component (GO): nucleus
Molecular function (GO): DNA-binding transcription factor activity, RNA polymerase II-specific; RNA polymerase II transcription regulatory region sequence-specific DNA binding
Source: RefSeq, a predicted model, not a curated record
UGGCACUAAACUUAGUCAAAAACAUCUCAGAACGCGUCCUCAUUUAUGGGGCUGUAGUUUGUGAUUAUAGAGCUGACAGUAGCAGGGUGCUCCGGUGGAGGUUUUGGACGAAGACGCGUCUUCGCUACAGGCGAUGGCGUCUGCACCUCUGCUGGGCAGAGCUGUGUGCGCGAGCUGCAACGAGGAGAUAGUGGAUAAAUAUUUAUUAAAGGUGAACGACUUGUGCUGGCACGUGCGUUGUCUGUCCUGCAGCGUGUGCCAGGCGUCACUGGGCAGCAGCACGAGCUGCUACAUCAAAGAAAAAGAGGUUUUCUGUAAACUGGAUUACUUUCGUAGGUACGGCACUUGGUGCGCGUGCUGCGGCCGGAAUAUCCACUCCACGGAUUGGGUCCGCCGGGCAAAGGGUAACGUGUAUCACCUGGCCUGCUUCGCCUGUUUCUCCUGUAAGAGGCAGCUGUCCACCGGGGAGGAGUUCGCUCUCGUGGAGGAGAAGGUGCUGUGCAGGGUACACUACGACUGCAUGCUGGACAACCUGAAGCGGGCCGUGGAGAAAGGGAGCAGUGUGAACAUGGAGGGUGCUGUGCCUACCGAACAGGAGAUCAACCAGCCAAAACCCUCCAAGAGAGCACGGACCAGCUUUACUGCCGACCAGCUGCAGGUGAUGCAGGCUCAGUUUGCUCAGGACAACAAUCCAGAUGCUCAGACGCUGCAGAAACUGGCCGAGCAGACGGGCCUCAGCAGAAGAGUCAUUCAGGUGUGGUUCCAGAACUGUCGAGCCCGUCACAAGAAGCACGUGAGCCCCAACCACAGCUCUAGCACCCCGCUGACCUCACUGCAGCCCAGCCGCCUGUCUCAGCCCACCCCGACGCCUGAAGAGCUGCAGUACAAUGCCUACGGAGGCCCAGAAGGGUCAAUGCUCUCCGCGCUACACUCCUUCAUAGACAUACAUUCCCCUCAGUCCAUGUUUCAACCGCUGCUGCCCACCCACACCAUGACCUCCCUGCCCGUGUCUCACACUUGAGCUGCUCCAGCACACACCAUGCACAUGCCAGCCUUCACCAGCUCAGCCAUCGUUAGCAGCUAUUCAUUUCCCCAUGGUAAUUUAAUUAAAUCUAAGUGAACUAUUUAUCCGUUACUUACCCCUAAACUGCCAGUAUUUUCUAACAUGUUGAUAUUCUGUUGGAUUUACAGUCCUAAGUGUUCUCUUGAGUGUGGAAAUGGAAAAGUUUCUGUGUACCUCAUAGGAUUGUGACACAUAACAUUAUAGAUUUAUAUUCGUUUGUGUAGUCAGUGACACAUAUUGACCCCGAUACUUCUGAGUGAAAGCCAGCCAGACCCAAAAUAUCGACUCAAAAUUA